GCCUCUUCAGUACAAGAGCGACCAUCCUCGCACCUCCUGAGGCUAAAGAAGUGACUUUCAUCUGAAAAUCUAGUGAGCGUAAUGGCGCCCAUCCAGAAGUGUUACGACGUGAAGAUCUCUGCCCCUGGCGUGAGCUGCCGUCGGUGCGGAGGAUCCUCCAAGAGGUCCUGGGACACGUUCCUUCCCAUCGCUCGAAGGGGAAGCUUCUUCCAAGAUUCGUUCUUCGCCAAUAUACAGCACGACUUCGACGCCGCCGUCAGGGACGUUCUGAACCGAUGGAGUGACGACGACCUCACACUGACGGACCGCAGGAGCCACAGCGACAUCAUGGGGCGGUACAGACAGCUUCGCUCUCGUAACAGGAAGGAAGAGAACCAGGCCAUCACAGUGACUUCAGACAGCUCUAGUCAUAAGAUUGUUCUGGAUAUGCACGACUUCAUGGGUGGAGAUGUGAAGGUGAAGGUAGUAGGUGAGAAGGAACUGGUGGUGGAAGGACGUAUGGAGAAGGAAGAGGGAAGAUCCUCCAUGUCUGCACACUCCUUCAGAAGACGAUUUUCCUUGCCUCAUCUUACUGACAUGACAGCGAUCACAUCUGUCAUGUCUUCGGAUGGAAUCCUCAUAAUCAAUGUGCCAGAAGUUGAAGAAGAUGCACGGCAGAAGGCCACCGUCAUUCCCGUCCACGUCGAGAAAACUGAAAAUUCCUCAAGAAUGCAGAACUGGGAAUCUUCUAACACAUCUUCCACUGCGUCUGCCGAGGCCACCUCCGUACAAGGAAAGUCCUUGGAGGUGGAUCAAGAGGAAUGUGAAUGUGCAAGAUGUUCUUUGGAAAAUAGAUGCCAGGCUAAGAACACACAGAUUCCACUCAGCAAUGCAUCUCACUCACGGACUGAGGAAGGAGUUUCUGCCUCAAAACAAAGUUCUUCAGUGUACACAAAAUCGUCUCAGAAUGAAGGUGCAGAAAUUGGCUCUUAUGGAUCAUGGGACACUUUCCUGCCCAUCACACGAAGAGGAAAUUUCUUCAAGGACUCUUUCUUCUCUGAUAUACAUCAGGACUUCAACUCCGCCAUCAAGGAGGUCCUGGAAAGGUGGAAUGACACCGAUCUGAGGCUGAGAGACCGCUGGGACGGCGCCGAUUUCCUCGACCACUACAGGCAGCUUCGAUCCCGCGACUUGAAGGAGGAGAAUCAGGCUGUCACCGUCGCAUCAGGCAACUCUAGUUAUAAGAUUGUGUUGGAUGUCCAUGACUUCAUGGCUGGAGAUGUGAAGGUGAAGGUGGUGGACGAGAGGGAGUUGUUAGUGGAAGGACGUGUGGAAAAGAAGGAAGAGGGAAGCUCAUCCCUGUCGUCCUAUUCCUUCCGACGACGCUUCACUCUGCCACAGCACACUGACAUGACAGCCAUCACAUCUGUCAUGUCUUCAGACGGUAUCCUGACGAUCACUGCUCCUGCAAAGAACAGCAAGGCUCAGCAAGCCAAAAGCAUCCCGGUCACAGUCGAAGGAAAACGGGCUGUUUCUCAGGAAUCCUCCUCCUCUUCCACAAAGACAAGUGUUACCAACGAAUCUGUCAAGGAAAGGAAAGAAGAUUGUGAAUGCCUCCACUCUUCCAAGACAAGCGAAGAGAAGACUUCUCAGAAGCCAAAUGGGAUGAAGAUUCCAAUCCAGAUUAUCGGAUCUGUGACAAAGGAGUCUGAAAAGGCUCGAAGCUCCUCUGCAGACACCUACGUAAGCUCUCAAGAGAACGUCAGUCAGACUCAAGUUCAGGAGCAAAAGCAAAGGAAGGCUGAAACCAUAACUUCUAAGGAAUCAAGUGCUGCAACAUCUACCUCCGUUAAUAGAGAAAGGCAGUCUGGUGAGAAGGGGAAUGCGAGUCUCAGGAGAAAUCGUCCCUUGUGGAAAGUACAAGUUGCCACGAAUCUGGAAGCAAGUUCAUCCCUAUUAGAAGAAGAGGACUUUUCUUUAGCGAUUCUGUGUUUCAAGACACCAGGGAUGACUUCCACAGGGCAAUAAAGGAGGUGCUAAGGAGCUGGGGAGAGGAAUCGUC
Penaeus vannamei (Pacific white shrimp) is the source of this 2041-nucleotide messenger RNA. The record is from RefSeq and is a predicted model, not a curated record. Lineage: Eukaryota; Metazoa; Arthropoda; Malacostraca; Decapoda; Penaeidae.